CCCACCUCGUCCCCUCAUCUCUCCCGCUAUCCCACCUCCCUGCUCCCACUCUCAAAUUUCCCCCAAACACUAGUUUCUCGCAGCGGGUCUCCCCUUGCCUGUCUUUUCAGUGUCCGGCCUCUCAAUCCUCGCCUUCCCACUGCCCUCUAGACAUCUCCCCAGCAGAAUGUCUUCCUCUACCUCCCAUCCGCAUACUCUCACUCCAUCCUGCUCGCUCCCGGCAUCAGCAGCCCGCAGGCUCUCCUUCCACUCCGAUGCGCCAACACUCGCCCAUCCCCAUCCCGUCCGGCACCAGACGGUGAUGCUGGGCGAGCACAGAGUAGGCGAGCGAAGGCUAUCGAUGCACCACCCCAAGCCUGAGCCUCUUCCCCGCUCUGUCUCGCCCGACGACGUUCUCAGCGCGCCUAUCCGGACUGUCGCUUCCUCCGCUGCUCUCCAGGCCUUAGCAGAGUUCACGAAGGAGACCCCGGGUGGUGAGAUCCUCCGCACGAUCCCCAGUCACGUCUCCGGCCAGCUUAGGACAGUCGAGCUCGUCACUUUCAAGACUGACGACCCUGAAAACCCGAAGAACUGGUCCAAGGCGUUCAAGUGGUGGUGCACGAUGGUCGUUGCUUUUACCUGCUUUGCAGUUGCGUUUGCCAGUUCGGUCAUCACCGCUGAUCUGCAAGGUCCCGCAGACGAGUUCGGAGUCAGCUACGAAGUGUCCCUGUUGAGCAUCACUGUCUUCGUCAUCGGAUUUGGUGUUGGGCCGCUGGUGUUCGCUCCCCUCUCGGAGAUGUACGGGCGUCGCCCGGUCUACGUCUUCACCCUCGCUCUAGCAGUGAUAUUCACCAUCCCCGGCGCCGUGGCCAAGAACAUCCAGACCCUGCUUGUAACCCGAGCCAUCGACGGCAUCGCCUUCUCAGCCCCUAUGACACUUGUCGGCGGCACGCUUGCCGAUCUGUGGAAGAACGAGGAACGCGGCGUGCCCAUGGCCGCGUUCUCCGCCGCUCCUUUCCUCGGCCCAGCUAUCGGCCCCCUGGUAGGAGGUUUCCUCUCCGACCACCGAGGCUGGCGCUGGCUCUACUGGAUCCAGCUCAUCUUAGCUGCGGUAGCCUGGUUACUCCUUACGUUCACAGUUCCAGAGACGUACGCCGCUUCCCUGCUAUACCAACGGGCGAAGAAGCUCCGUAAGGAGACUGGGGACGACAGGUUCGUGACUGAGCAGAUGAUCGAUCCCCGUCCGACUGGAGAACGUUUGCGCCUUUUCCUGCUUAGGCCGUUCCAGCUCCUGUUCCUCGAGCCGAUUGUCUUCUUCCUCAGUAUCUACAUGUCUGUCCUCUACGGUCUUCUGUACAUGUUCUUCGUUGCCUAUCCCGUCGUCUACCAGGAAGGCAAAGGCUACUCCGCGUCCAUCACUGGUCUCAUGUUUAUACCCCUUGCGAUUGGUGUAGUCGCCUCCGCGGUUUGCUCCCCAAUAAUCAACAAGCACUACCUGCACCUCGUAAAAAAGCACUUUGGCCGGCCACCCCCCGAAGUCCGGCUAAUCCCAAUGAUGAUCUUCUGCUGGCUCAUCCCCGUCGGACUAUUCAUCUUUGCCUGGACGUCCUACCCCCGACUUCACUGGAUUGGUCCAGCGAUCGGAGGGUUCCCAGUCGGGUUCGGCUUCAUCUUCCUCUACAACGCGUGCAACAAUUACCUCGUCGACUCAUACCAGCGGCAAGCAGCCUCGGCUCUCGCGGCAAAGACCUUCAUCCGGUCUAUCUGGGGUGCAUGCGCCGUCCUAUUCACCAUACAGAUGUACCACCGGCUAGGCUAUCAGUGGGCCUCCAGCCUGCUGGGCUUCAUCGGCCUGGCGUGCUGUGCCAUCCCCUACGUGUUCUACUUCAAGGGUGCGGCCAUCCGCAAAUACUCGUCUUUCGCUACUUAUGACGAUGACGACGACACUGCUACCUUGGCUGAGCGCGAGCAGAUCCAGGAGGCGAUCUCACCCACCCAGGAGAAACCUAAGAAACCGAUCAUGGAAGUGUAGGUUUCCUUGAUGUCACUUACGAGCGGACUGUGGAUAAUAGAUUCCUUUCUUUCUCCUUUUGUCUCUGAAACUCUUACAAUUGUGUAGUACCGUGUCCUUCACGCAUACUAAAGCAUAAAAACUAAUAAACAUUUUCAAAUCGCA
Messenger RNA from Dacryopinax primogenitus, 2155 nucleotides. Its product is annotated as MFS general substrate transporter. The record is from RefSeq and is a predicted model, not a curated record. Bases 167 to 2011 code for a protein of 614 amino acids. Gene Ontology annotation, molecular function: transmembrane transporter activity. NCBI's taxonomy places the organism in Eukaryota, Fungi, Basidiomycota, Dacrymycetes, Dacrymycetales, Dacrymycetaceae. The transcript has 2 exons. Gene Ontology annotation, biological process: transmembrane transport.